AAUGGUACCUCUGUUUUAUCUGCAGCUUCUGCCGUUGCAGCCUUCAGGGGUUCCUCCUCCACAUCUACAGAAUGCUUGAGCUAAAUAAGGAGGAGAAAGAGGAGGACUCUGGAUGACCUGUUCAGUAAGAUCCUGCAACCAGUGCUUCAUCACUGUGAACAAAGGGCCUGGAGGGUGAACAUGACAGAGAGUCUGGAGGCGGAAAGAUCAGUCUCAGCAGGAAGAGGAGAGGAAGAUGCACCAGGACAUAAUGGGGCUUCUUUGGCAGCAAACACAGAUGCUAUGGGCUGUUGUGGACGUACAGGUUCAACUAUCAGAGGCUCGCCUCCAUUUGCAACCCAUGGAGAACUCCACUACAGCACCUCCCUACAUCCCCCUCUCAAUAUUCCACGUGGCAUCAGGGGCGGCAUCCCUACCACUCCACCCCCUGGCAGGACAUUAAGGACAACCACAGCUUCAUAUAUACAGACCUAUGAAAGCCACGGUUGCUGUAUGUGCAGCCAUCGAAACUCAGAGCACCAGUUCUGAAGAACUUGUCCCAAGUCCACCUUCCCCACUUCCUCCCCCUCGUGUUUACAAGCCCUGUUUUGUCUGUCAGGACAAGUCAUCUGGAUAUCAUUAUGGCGUCAGUGCCUGUGAGGGAUGUAAGGGUUUUUUCCGCAGAAGUAUUCAGAAGAACAUGGUUUACACAUGUCACAGAGAUAAAAACUGCGUUAUUAAUAAAGUCACUAGAAAUCGCUGCCAGUACUGCAGACUACAGAAGUGCUUUGAAGUGGGAAUGUCCAAAGAAUCUGUCAGAAAUGACAGGAACAAAAAGAAGAAAGAGCCUUCAAAGCAAGAGUUUACUGAAAACUAUGAAAUGACAGCAGAGUUGGAUGAUCUCACUGAGAAAAUUCGAAAAGCUCACCAGGAAACCUUCCCCUCUCUCUGCCAGCUGGGGAAAUACACUACGAACUCUAGCGCAGACCAACGGGUUCGACUGGACCUUGGGCUUUGGGACAAAUUCAGUGAACUUGCUACAAAGUGCAUUAUUAAAAUAGUGGAAUUUGCAAAACGAUUGCCUGGCUUUACAAGUUUGACCAUUGCAGACCAGAUCACCCUGCUUAAAGCAGCCUGCCUCGACAUCUUGAUCCUUAGAAUUUGCACAAGAUACACACCAGAGCAAGACACUAUGACAUUUUCAGAUGGCCUUACCCUAAACCGAACUCAGAUGCACAAUGCUGGAUUUGGUCCGCUAACUGACCUUGUGUUCACAUUUGCCAACCAACUCCUGCCUUUGGAAAUGGAUGACACAGAAACAGGCCUACUUAGUGCCAUCUGCUUAAUUUGUGGAGACCGCCAGGACCUUGAAGAACCAGCAAAAGUGGAUAAGCUACAGGAGCCAUUGCUGGAAGCACUGAAAAUUUAUAUCAGAAAAAGACGACCCAACAAGCCUCACAUGUUUCCAAAGAUCUUAAUGAAAAUCACAGAUCUUCGCAGUAUCAGUGCAAAAGGUGCAGAACGUGUCAUUACAUUGAAAAUGGAAAUCCCUGGAUCAAUGCCACCUCUUAUUCAGGAAAUGUUGGAGAACUCUGAGGGACAUGAACCACUGACACCAAGCUCCAGUGGAAAUACAGCAGAGCACAGUCCUAGCAUCUCACCCAGCUCAGUGGAUAAUAGCAGUGUCAGUCAAUCUCCACUUUUGCAAUAAGACAUUUUACAGCUACUUUAGACAUUCCUAAUACCUUAUGUACAGGGAUGAAAAAAGCAAGAAAAACAUUUUUACUGCUGCUUAGUUUCUGGACUUAAUAUAUAUAUAUAUAUUAUAUUAAAACUCAAAAAGGACCAAGACGUUUUCAUAUGUAUCAGUAUAUUACUCCUUGCUGUUUAAAUUCUU
Messenger RNA from Terrapene triunguis (Three-toed box turtle), 1876 nucleotides. It is a transcript of the gene RARB, whose product is annotated as retinoic acid receptor beta. The transcript has 8 exons. Gene Ontology annotation, molecular function: nuclear glucocorticoid receptor binding; nuclear receptor activity; RNA polymerase II cis-regulatory region sequence-specific DNA binding. Bases 473 to 1690 code for a protein of 405 amino acids. Gene Ontology annotation, biological process: regulation of transcription by RNA polymerase II; cellular response to corticotropin-releasing hormone stimulus; retinoic acid receptor signaling pathway. The record is from RefSeq and is a predicted model, not a curated record. Gene Ontology annotation, cellular component: nucleus; transcription regulator complex. Lineage: Eukaryota; Metazoa; Chordata; Testudines; Emydidae.